This is a messenger RNA of Triticum dicoccoides, 422 nucleotides long. RefSeq names its product probable E3 ubiquitin-protein ligase ZFP1. The transcript is spliced from 3 exons. Gene Ontology annotation, molecular function: ubiquitin protein ligase activity. The coding region runs from base 35 to 340 and encodes 101 amino acids. Lineage: Eukaryota; Viridiplantae; Streptophyta; Magnoliopsida; Poales; Poaceae. The record is from RefSeq and is a predicted model, not a curated record.
AUCUUAUGCUACUAGUAGCCAUCAUAUGUAGCCCAUGGUCGAUAACAUGAACUACGAGGAGCUACUCGCGCUGGAGGACAGGAUUGGCUACGUAAGCACAGGGCUGCGCGAAGACGAGAUCGUCCGCGGCCUUAGGGUUGGCAAAAACCUGCCGUUCGACCGCAAGCAUUUCUCAACAGAGACGAAGCGGAGCUGCAGCAUUUGCCAAGAAGAGUUUGAAGCGAGUGAGGAGGUAGGGAGGUUGAGCUGCGGCCACGGCUACCAUGUGCACUGCAUCAAGCAGUGGCUCUCCCGAAAGAACGCCUGCCCACUUUGCAAGACCGCCGUCUCAAAACCAUGAGAUAGAUCAUAGUCCUAGAUCCCUACGCCACACAGUUUCUUUUUCUCUGGUAUAAUACAUGUAUUCAUGUCGCAUCUGAAAG